CUCAUCUCGCCGACCGGCCGACCUACCGACAGGGGCUCAUCUGUAGAGUGAGCUAUAAGCAAACACAGAUGAGCCGUUGCAUGCGCACACAUUCACAUUCACUUAAAAACUGCUGGCAGCUCCUGAUGGCUCUCCAGAAGACGCCAGGAAUCCACCGAAGCAACACCCGCCUGCACAUGCAGUCUAUUCUUAAAUUCUGUUAGAGCUCGUGUUGAUGAAAAGGCUAUCUUUGGUCUGAAUCGUAAUGGUGCAAUGCUCGAGAGCUCGCGCAGUGAUAUGUUAUUAAUGUAGUUACACAGUGGGAGAUCAUACGUUGUUGCGCAACCAUCAGCCAGUCUAACUGAAUCUAUAGUUGCGGUGUCAGUUGAUCAGUAGAAAUGAGGAACCCGCAUCUUCUCAGCGACGGGUGGAAGAUCAACGGAAAGGAUGCCCCGGGGAAUAAGAAAUUCAAGAGAAAGGGACGUGAUCCUAAACGUGUCAGCGAGGUCAAAAGUUUCAAUAACGAUUCUAGAACGGAUGAGGACUCUAUGGGUGAACUGAUGGAGGAGUCGUUCCGAUCCAGCUCACUGAACGGUGCGGCUCUUUCGCUGGCCUCAUCCCUGGGCUCAUCAGGUAGUCAGAACAUGGCUAUAGAUAUGAGGAUUAACGCAGUUCCGACAAUCACCGGGACUCCCCCUGCUGCCCCGCCGCAGCCCGGAGCCGAGCCCGCACACAGGGACAGCUUCCACCCAACAUUUCCUCAAGUCACGGCGUAUGACCAUCAGUCGUACGGCUCAGAGCAUGCUGUACAGUCCCGGAUUGUUUUGUGCCAGCCGCGCUCUGAGCGGUCCCUGUCCGCCGCCUCGCAGGCGCCUUUCAGUAACAACACUGGCGAAGAGUCGCCAAGGAAACGGCCGGGGGAGUCGUCUGGCGUCGUGACCGAGAUCAAAGCCAUCCAACAGACACGGAGGCUACUAGCAAACGCCAGAGAGAGGACACGCGUGCAUACCAUCAGUGCAGCAUUUGAGGCGCUCAGAAAGCAGGUGCCGUGCUACUCCUAUGGCCAGAAGCUGUCCAAGCUGGCCAUCCUGAGGAUCGCCUGCAACUACAUCCUGUCCCUGGCCCAGCUGGCCCAGCUGGACCUCAGCCCAGAGCAUGGCAGCAUCAGCUUCAGGGAGUGCGUGGAGCAGUGCACUAGGACCCUGCAGGCUGAGGGACGCUCCAAGAAGAGGAAGGAGUGAGUUCUCCAAAGCUCAUAGGAGACAGGUAAAGGAAGAAGAGGACAAUCAUCACAUUGACAGGGGCCUGAGGAGAUCCCCCUCCUCCUCCUCCACUGCUGCAGGUCUUCCUCACGGCCACCCUGCAGGUGAAUAUCCCCCCAGAAGACAACUAAGUCCCAGGCCUGGUCAACCAGACCUAUCACCACACUUGUCUUUCAUCAAAUGAACUCAGGAGGGUUUAGCAGGCUGGCUGAAAGUCAGGACACCAAACCUCUGGUCCUCCAGGCAUACAAGAGCCUGUUUCUUUUCACUGUAUCCCAAGAUGAAGAGAGGCUCGCCGGGCUGCUGGCUGCCUUUCUGUCUGCCUGACAACUUGGAGCCCGGAGCCAGACAGCACAGACAAUGGGAAAUAAAUAUAUGGAACUGUUCUCUCUUCCUGAUGUGGAUGGAGGUUUAUAAGUUUGAAAGUGGCAGAACAGGACUGCAAAUAUCCUUGCGGUUCAACUUCAGUUAGACAAAGACUACAAAACCCAUUUAGCUGGACUUGUCAUCCUAGUGCCUUUUCAUAGUCUUUAAUAUUUUCUUGGCAGAAUGCAUUUAUCUUUGCUACUUGAUGGAAUGUACAAGUCAUAUAACAUAUACUGUAUUAGUUGGAACAUACAUGGAAUUGUAUAGAGAUGUAUGACAUUACUAUAUGAAAUUAGGAUAUCUAAGAAUGUCUAACUGGACAGUUUUGUUAGACACAGGAGUGAGAAUACUUUAUUAUGCUUUAGUGUUAAACAAGCUCCUUUCUGUCUAUAAGCCUGCAGCUUGUGUCCUGGUAAAAGGCACUUUAAAACUCCAAUAAAGGAAGAGAUUUUAA
This is a messenger RNA of Osmerus eperlanus (European smelt), 2061 nucleotides long. RefSeq names its product atonal bHLH transcription factor 8 (gene atoh8). The record is from RefSeq and is a predicted model, not a curated record. The transcript is spliced from 3 exons. Gene Ontology annotation, biological process: positive regulation of transcription by RNA polymerase II; sensory organ development; axon development. Gene Ontology annotation, cellular component: nucleus. The coding region runs from base 378 to 1220 and encodes 280 amino acids. Lineage: Eukaryota; Metazoa; Chordata; Actinopteri; Osmeriformes; Osmeridae. Gene Ontology annotation, molecular function: protein dimerization activity; DNA-binding transcription factor activity, RNA polymerase II-specific; E-box binding.